AUGUUGCUACGUCAGUUAAAAUCAUAUAGUACAUCCAGAAGAAAAUUAUUGUUCAACUUUGUUAAGGAACAAGCAGAUCUUAGCAGAAAAGAUUCUAUUCAAUCAGGCUCAGAAUCAUUUACUGCUGAUGCUAAACCAAAAGUGUACAAGUUGAGAGAACCAUCAAAUAUAAUAUAUUUUGACGACGAGAACGACACAGAGGAUUUCUCUCCUGAUUGUACUGAAUACAUUGAAAGUCCAGAGCGUCAAUUACCUGACAGUCGAAAUACUUCGAGCCUCGUUACUGAUUCGCAAGAUACGGAUAUUAUUGAAAUUUCCUCUAGUAACACACAUUUGCAAGAAAAUGAUACUUCUAGUCUCGGAGAUGAUUCGCUAGUUAUAGAUAAUUUGCUCCGUACUGAAAACAUCACGCGAUCUCCAUCUACGGUUUCGAAUUUAUCUCUAAUGCGUGGGUGA
Messenger RNA from Parnassius apollo (apollo), 456 nucleotides. The record is from the annotation of a GenBank genome assembly. NCBI's taxonomy places the organism in Eukaryota, Metazoa, Arthropoda, Insecta, Lepidoptera, Papilionidae.